Arabidopsis arenosa is the source of this 386-nucleotide messenger RNA. Lineage: Eukaryota; Viridiplantae; Streptophyta; Magnoliopsida; Brassicales; Brassicaceae. The record is from the annotation of a GenBank genome assembly.
CCAAUAAUUGUAUCUUUUUGUGUCUUCUUUUCGCUUUAUGGAUUCGUCUCGCGAAGCUAAUCGCAAACACGAUGAGGAAGAGAGAAGAGAAGACGAGAAAACUUCUCUGAUGGAUGUAAAUCUCAUGGUGGUGCUUCUCUCUCAGCUUUGUACGAACAAGGAAGAUGAGAAGGGUUUGGAGAAAGAGAGAAGAGAUCAUGUUGCACACGAGGCUCGUGAAUCUAGAGCACGUGAAAACAAGAGGUUUAUGAAGGAAACAAAGUUGAUGGAGAAAAGAAGUCACGUGCUUCAGCCCAUGGCUAAAGAAUUCAGGCAUUACAGGAAAAUGUGAAGGCGCAUGACUGACCUGUAUUGCCCCAGAAGCUGAAUACAAUUCUAUUUUAUUG